Dovyalis caffra is the source of this 324-nucleotide messenger RNA. Lineage: Eukaryota; Viridiplantae; Streptophyta; Magnoliopsida; Malpighiales; Salicaceae. The record is from the annotation of a GenBank genome assembly.
AUGGAAGCAAAAGAGAAACUGAAAGAGGAGGCUGGCAAGUCCUUAGAUUCUCAGUUAUGGCAUGCCUGCGCCGGUGGCAUGGUCCAAAUGCCGGCAGUGAAUUCUAAGGUCUUCUACUUCCCUCAAGGUCAUGCCGAGCAUGCAGUCUUGGCUGUCAAAUUCAUGGCUGAUCCUGAAACUGACGAGGUCUUUGCUAAAAUCAGGUUGGUUCCAAUUAAUUCUAAUGAACUCGAUUUGGAUGACCAAGAAGUUGCAGUUAAUGGUGGAGGGGAAGCCGCACAAGACAAUAAUAAGCCAGUUUCUUUUGCCAAGACACUGACUUAA